UCUCAUCUAUGUUUACUUUGAAUUUCAGGGUUUAUCUCCUUUUGAUUACUUUCUCUGUUUUUCAUCUCAAAGUCUCGUUUUUUUAUGUAAUUCGAUGCGUCUAUGAGUUUCUCUUUUUCAGCGAUCUUCGUGCUCGGGUCACAAAUUUGAGAUAGCUGUAUAGUACAGUUUUUCUAAAUUAUUCAUCUUUUCCGAUUAAGCAUCUGAGUUUCGAUAAAAUCUAGACCUAGUGAUUAGUGAUGAUGGCAAAAUUUUCAGGAUUUUUGAGCUGUUUCUUAGUGAGGACCUGUUUUUGUUGUUUGAAACUUUCAUCUUCUUAUUGCGAUCAAGUUUGGAAUAACAUGAUAUUUUUCAACUCUUUAUUAUUCUGAUGAUAUUGCCUAACCAAAGUUUAUAUUUUUGCUGCAUAAUUUUCGUAUAGCGUGAGCCAUCAUGGGACCAGAAUCUAAAGGACGAGCAUGGUUUAGUAAAAUCUACAACAAGUUGGAAAAUUUGCUUGUUGAGGUUGACUCUUUCACUUCUCAGAGCACGCUUUGUUUGAAAUCAAGUGAACCUCCGAGAUUCGAAUAUGUUAGAGGUGAAUCAAAGGAAGUUGCAGAGGACCAUUCUUCUAAUGUACAAGGACGUCAUGAUCGUGUUGCUUCACCGCGAAGUGAAAGUCCUUCUGAUCCACCGUCACAUCAGAACUUUGACAUUCCAGGACAUGUUUUGGUUGAGAAACGAGUUCAAGGCGAUAUUUUGAAAGAGAAUGUAGUUCAAAGAGAUAGUUUUGAGGAUAAUUCAUCAGCUUCCUCUUCGUCUGAUGGAGAAAUAGAAUCUACAUCUCCACUGCAUGAAGAGUACUGUGAUGCUUAUAUGACAUCAACCACUACUCUUAGUGAUGAAGAACAAUUAGUUUCUGAUGAAGAGUCUCAGAUAUUUCCUGAUGGAGAAAGACUCUCUACAUCCCCAUUGCUUGAAGAGUAUCAUGAUGCUAAUCUGACAUCAGCCGCUAGUGUUGGUGAUGAAGAACCAAUAGUUACUGAUAAAGAGUCGCAUAUCACUAAAAGUCUUUCUAAUUCACCAAGUUGUAAUAGUCCUUCUGAUUCACCGCCAUGUCAGAACUUUGACAUUUUAGGACAUGUUCGGGUUGAGGAACGAGUUCAAGGUGACAUUUUAGUGGAGAAUAUAGCUCACGGAGAGAAUUCAUCAGCCUCCUCCUUGGAUGGUGAAGAAACACUCUCCACAUCUCCGUUGCUUGAAGAGCUUUGUGAUGCUAAUCUGACGUCAACCAGUACUCUUGGUGGUGAAGAACCAAUAGUUACCGAUGAUGAGUCUCAGAUCACUAACACUUUAACACCUCAGAAAUUUUCUGCUGAAAACUCUUCUGUCUUUCCAGGCGAGGAAAGUGUACAAGAAGUUAGAGUUGAAUCCUCCUUGUCUGACGAAGAAAUACUCUCUAAGUCUCCAUUGCUCGAAGAGCAUUGUGAUGCUAAUCUGACAUCAACCAGUACUCUUGGUGGUGAAGGACCAAUAGUUACCGAUGAUGAGUCUCUAAUCACUAACACUUUAACCCCUCAGAAAUUUUCUGAAGAAGAAAUACUCUCUAAGUCUCCAUUGCUCGAAGAGCAUUGUGAUGCUAAUCUGACAUCAGACACUACUCUUGGUGAUGAAAAACCAAUAAUUACGGAUGAUGAGUCUUGGAUCAGUAACAGUUUAACCUCUCAGAAAUCUUCUGCUGGAAACUCUUGGGUUUUUUCAGGCGAGGAUAGUGUAGAAGAAGUUAAAGUUAAAUCGUGCAGAGAUGUUGUUUCCACAGAAUCUCAAUCUACUCAAAGUUCUAUGGAAAGUUUUGGGACUGUAGUAAAAUGUAAUGAUGGCCCCGUUCUAGCUGCACUUGGGUGUUUUAGGGAUAAUGAUUCAAGUCUUAAUCCACUCGUCACCAAGGUUCCAGAUGAAAACAUGAGAUCCUCUAAUGCGGAUAAUCCAGAUGAUGUGAUUAAUAAUUGCAAAUCUGACGUUACUCCAUUGGAUACCAAGGACAUUGCAUUUCAAAAAGAACCCUCGUAUGUUAAUGACACAGUGCGUGUUAGGAUCAUGGCUGAACUGUGCGGCAUGGAAUCUCGAGAAGACCCCUUGUAUGUUGAGGACAGUGAGCUUUAUGCCAUUCAUCUUAGGACCAAGAAACUCAGAUCCUUCAAGAGAAAGGUCUUGGACGUUUUAACUUCAAAGAGAAGAAGAGAGAAGGAAUAUGAGCAGCUUCCGAUUUGGUACGGAGAUGCGGGAAUGGGUUCUGAUCUGGCCACUAAGGAAGAGUCUCAACAAGUGGAAGCCACAGACUCCAAAAGCUCACUUUUACUUGAAUCAGAAGAUUCCCAGUGGGAGCUAUUGUGAGAGUUUUGAUCAUUUCAUAUAGUAGUUAAAAUCCGGCCAGUGUUUUAUCUUGAGUGAGACUCCUGUUACUAUAUUUAAACAUAAAUGAGCUAAUCUGCUCUGAGAUUGAAGCUUUUUUGACAGUGAAUAAACCAAAAAAAUUAUCCUAUCUUUUCUUGCACUCAUAUCUGCUACAAAAUGAAACCCAUUGUUGAUAAAACUUAAGAAACUUGAGCUUAACACUCCCCAAGAAGGGAUCAGAAGAAAUUGCGGUGACUGCGAAGCAAAUAUGCAUAGAGAAUCUCAUUCCAUGUAUCAGGAACUCCUGGCAAACACCAGUGGAUGCAAUCUCCAUAGUUUUUCGGAUCAGCUCUCUGUUCCUUUGUCAAGAGCUUCCC
Arabidopsis thaliana (thale cress) is the source of this 2750-nucleotide messenger RNA. RefSeq names its product mucin. The record is from RefSeq and is marked reviewed. Bases 433 to 2373 code for a protein of 646 amino acids. Lineage: Eukaryota; Viridiplantae; Streptophyta; Magnoliopsida; Brassicales; Brassicaceae. The transcript has 4 exons.